AUGGUUUCAGGCGGUUCAGCACCCAAGGGCGCUGCUAUUAGCGGACGAGCGCCUGCAAGCUCCGCCAAUCUGCUUCACCCCAACCCGCUAUCGUCAAACCCGCCAAAUUCCCCUCGCCCGUCUAGGCUUCCAUCCACCCUGCAGCAACAGGCCUCCUUUAUAGAGGCCGAAGCAGAGAAAGCCCAGAGCGCGGGCACUGACGAGAGUGAAGAGAAGGGCACAAGUAUCAAUGAAAAGGAGCCUGAAGCUCCAACAAGCCAGUUCAUCUGUGACCCGGCCGGCAAGCUAACCCACGAUGAGACGACCGUUGACAUCGUCACGGUGCCAUGUCCCGGUGCGGAUGCCCUGCGCAGCUGGAACCGGGACGGGCUGGUCAGCCGUUACUUUGGCGCGCCGUCUAUGAGGGACGCUGAAGUCGAAAGGCCAGAGUCCGGGCCGUCGUGGGUGAGGCAGGGCAUCAGAAGGGAGGCGGAUGUCGCCAGGAUCCUCUUGUAUAACCACCCAGACGUGGUCGAGGGCACGACGCUGGGAAGUCUGGCGGACGCUUUACUGGAGAAGUUGAGCGUGGAACGAAGAAAGAGCGGCGAGGCCUCGAAACAACGGCCGGUUAUAUUCAUCGCACACAGUAUUGGGGGCCUUGUGGUUAAGAUGGCUCUGGCCAAGGCGAACCGAGAUUCUAGAUAUGAAGAUGUCCUGCGUGACUGCUACGGGGUGGCCUUUUUCGGAACCCCUCAUCAAGGGUCCAGCUACUUUGCCAUGCAUGGGCUUGCGUCUAGUAUCCAGAGCCUGCUUCAGCUAUCAGUACCGCUGCCCACCUCCAUCACGGACGAGCUUCACGUUGGGAACCGCUUGCUGUUGCACGCAGAUGAGGAUUUUAAAUGUAUAGCACAUGAUAUGCAGGUGUGGACCAUGUACGAGACCAUCGAGUCAAGGCUGAGUGGAGGUGAGGGUGAUAGUUCGACUGUCUACUUCACAGCCCCCCUGGCUUCCAUCAAGUCAGCCAUCCUGGGGAUUCGACAGGAGCGCAUCUUCCCCUUGCAAAGCGACCAUGCAAAUGUAGCCUCAUUCGGGCGGCACAAUACACAUACCUUGCGGCUGUUUCUUCACCAGCUGGCCACGCUCAUCGACCAGGCAGACGAGAGCGUGCGCGAGGACGGCGAAGGGUCUCGGUGGACAUUGAACCUGGAGCAGCGUGUUAACGUCGAGGUUCAUGGGUUCUACGAGGACUCGGUAGUAACCAAGGAAGGGGACUCCGAGGCUAUUGUGCGAGCUUGGUCGACGAGGCUUCCUCUCAAGGAGUUCCUAAGAAAGGGGCCAGAGGAAUGUCUGACCGAACGACUGCACGAGGUCGAGGGUGUUCCCGAGGAGGGCAGGUUCCUCCGCACCAGGGGGAGGACCAUGUCGUUGACAGAGUUGGACAAACAGAGACUAAGGCAGGCCUUGAUAACGAAAGAGGGUCUCGGAAUCAAGAACCAGCUCAUUCAGCCGACAUCGCCGCCUUUGUCGCCUGUCCUAAGACCCGUUGACGCCCUUUCCAAGGAACCUCACUCCGUCUCACUCUACCCGACGUCAGGCCCGUACCAAGUCCGCCGCAUAUCGUCUCCAGCUUCAACACCUCCCAUCCCAACUCAUCUACUGUCGACCUCCUCGCAUCAACCACCAAUCCCCGUUCGGCUUCCACAAGUCCUCAUUCGCUCGGACAUUGACCAGGAUCUCGCUGUUGACCGGCUCUCGCCCUCGCCGCGGCAACGUUCAAUCACCUCUUUCGGGCGAUCUAUAAGUGACCAGUCGUCAAGGCAGGAAUACCGGGAUUUCCCACCCUUCUCUCCGCCCCGUAGCCGAAGAAGUACAGGGGAUAAGCAGCCUGUUGCCUUUUCUGAUGAUGACUCGAGCUUGGAAGCGUCGCCGCGAUUACCAGAAGCUGUGAUAAACCUACGCAAGGAUGCGAAGAACUCGGAUCGCAGAUCUAGUGAGACGGCGAUUGCAGAUGAGCAGACGCCUGUCGCGUUAUCGAGGCCGGAAAUCAGUGCACGCAAAUUCAUCUGGGUUCAUCUUCAGUACAACAACCCAACGUGGGUUAAAAAAAUACUCGAAACUUUGCAGAACUCGUAUAAAAAGGAUUAUUCACCCUUGUAUAACAACGACUUUUGGGCAACCAAGCACACAAGAGGCAGGCAUGCGCAGCACUAUGCUUAUUAUGCGAAGCCCGGGUGUUAUUUCAGUGCACCGAGAACUUUAUCGUUCAGAGGUCACUCAAUAUCCCCAACCAUGUCACCGUCUCUGGGCGAUGACGGCAUUUCGAUCUGCCUGUUUCUGCCAUACCUUCACUUUGAUUCUUAUAAACGUCUGAUUAGGCGUCGGCAACUGAUCAUUGAACGCCUGGGACGCGGCCGCGCCCAGCCAACACCCGAGGAUAUCGCCAAAGUAGACUCGCUUGAGCUGCAGGUUAUUUGGGAGUUCCUGGGACAUGACCCCCCAAUCAACUGUCGACGCACACUCGACCAGUACGGAUAUCCAUCCUUGAGAGACACCAGAGGAAGAGACGACGAUCAGAUGUUGUACAAACUCACAAAGGAGAGAGACUACAUGCAUGGAGAGGGUGGUGGCAACAUGUACGCUCACUCUUCAAGCAGCAGGCAAGGAUCCUACGGGAGCGGUAGGAGCUGGAGGGAAAGGACAGGAGGUCUUGGAAACGCCCCAGAAGAGCCCAGUGCUGAGAUUGAUGCGGAUAAGGUGCUAAACGGGAACGUUCUCAUGGUGGAUCAAAUGUGGCUCUGGGUUAUCCAGUCUCAUACUCUCCUCUCGUUCUUUCCAAAGAGAGAGAGUGAUCCGAUCGAGGGACCCCUCUUCCAACAAGCCGAUCUUCGCGAUAGCAUCUUCAACGAGGUCAAUGUUGAUGGAACACACCACUGCGAGAACGCCUUGGAUCUAGCUGCGCUUGCGGCUCUACACGCAGUUAGUGUUCUUUUGGAUCGAUCCUCUCAUCCCGAUCUAGAGAUCUUCCGCAUCUUCGAAGAGGCUAUCAGUGUUUUAACUGAGAAACUCACCUCCUCGCUCAAGGAGUUCCGUGUCGAAGGUUUCCGAGACAAAUCUUCUGAAUACGAGCCCGUCGAGAACGGCGAACGCACCAUUCGAGCCCGUCACAAGCAAGAGGGCCGCCGCGCAGAGCGCGAGAACCGCGACAACACCUCUGCCCUUCUGGAACUCCGCGACCUCCAGGAUGAGCUCCUCGUCCUCCUGAAUCUCUUCGAACGCCAGCACGCCGUCCUCACAUCCAUGCUUGCGGCGUACGCGAGCCCGCAGCUCCGCGACCGCAGCAUGAACGGCCGCGCGUACCUGGCCGAGGGCAUCCGCCGCGUGGGCGAGUACAAGCGCCGUGCCGAGGAGAUGGACGAGCGUGUGCGCAGCACGCGGGACGACUACGACAAGCUGCUGCAGAUGGUGCAGCGGCAGGCGCAGGUGGACGAGGUGCGGCUGAGCAGACUUCAUGCGGAUCUGGCGAGCGCGCAGAGCAGGAGUGUCAUGAUCUUCACCGUCUUCACCGUCAUCUUCCUGCCCUUGACGUUCUUUACGGGGCUCUUUGGUAUGAAUACCCAAGAGUGGGAUGCCGAACUUCCGACGAUAGGAUACAUCGGGGCCGUCGCACUUCCGACGAGUGUCGCUCUCAUUGUGGUCUCAUUUUCCCUGGCCUUCAGUACGCGGAUUCGUCGAGUGUUCAGGUGGGCUAGAGACAUCUUGCUGGAUGCGCUGCAUUUCCUAGCCAAGUAUUCCGUGUACCCAUUACUCGGAAUGGCCACGGAAAUGAUCCAGCGCAGGCGGGAAGAGCGUGAAAGCCAGCGCGAGAGCCAGGCGGCGGGAGACGAGAAGAAGCCCCGUGAUGGGAGGAGGGCCGGGCUGAAGAAGGAGGCAAGCGACUUUUGGGCAAGGCACCGCGGAGAACGGGACAGCGGGUACAAGAUCCCGGAAAUGAACAGAAAGGCAGUUGGGAGGAACAGAUCAAGCGCGAAGCCAAAGGAGAAGGCUCGCAACAACACCUCGGCAGAAACGAUCAACAUCAUGGCUAGUGGGGAGCCAAAGCUCCUCUGGAACUCGGAGAACGUGAAAGACGUUGCCGAGUCCGUUGGCAUCAGCUCCUUGAAUGAGGAGGCCCUCAAGACCCUUACCCAAGAUGUCGAAUACCGCAUCGGUCAAGUCAUUAUCGAAGCCCUGCGCCUGAUGCGCGCCGCUCGUCGCACAACCAUGACGGUCAAUGACGUCUCCCUCGCUCUCAGAACCCUCGACGCCGAGCCUCUCUAUGGGUACGACUCGACUCGCCCGCUGCGAUUCGGCGAGGCCAGCAUGGGACCUGGCCAGCCUUUGUUUUAUCUGGACGACGAAGAGGUGGAUUUCGAGAAGCUCAUCAAUGCGCCCUUGCCCAAGGUGCCGCGAGAUAUGAGUCUUACGGCUCACUGGCUCGCGAUUGAAGGCGUCCAGCCAUCCAUCCCCCAGAACCCAACCUCGGCCGAAUCGAGAUCACAGGAGCUUCUACCCAAGGGCCCUGGCACCAACCCAGCACUCUCAGCACUUGCAGGAAGCGACGACCCCUCUAUGAAGCCCUCGAUAAAGCACAUAGUGAGCAAGGAGUUGAUCCUAUACUUUGACAAGAUUCAGGCCGCAAUCCUCGACGAGAACCCGGAUGAGGAAGUGGUGCGCCUUCGACAGGCGGCAUUGGGCUCCGUCAGAGAUGACCCCGGGCUGCAUCAGCUCGUCCCGUACUUUAUAAAUUUCAUCAUGGAUCGAGUCACGCACAACCUCGACGACACCUUCACCCUGAAGCGGAUGAUGGAGCUCACCAACGCCCUGAUCGAGAACAAGACCUUGUUCCUGGACCCCUACGCCAGCCCUCUGUCGGCCCCUGUCCUCACAUGUCUCAUGGCGAGGAAGCUCGGCACCGACAAUGGCGAGGAUGGCCUCAAGGAGCAGUACGAGCUGCGACAGCUCGCCGCCUCGUUGGUCGGCCGCAUCGCCCACAAAUACUCAUCCUCCAACACACUACUACGGCCCAAGCUCACGAGAACCUGCCUCAAGUACUUCCUGGACCCGACGAAGCCCCCUGCCGUUCUCUUCGGUGCCGUCCAGGGCUUGCGCGAGGCGGGAGGCCCCGAGGCCAUCCGUGUCCUCGUACUGAGGAACCUCAAGCCGUUCGACGAGAACAUCCUACAACCACUCAAGACCAGGUUGGAGGGAUCAAUCGACUUCACCAUGCUUGUCCAGGGCUUGAUUCAAGCCGUAGCUUCGCUGGCCGACCACGAAGACCCGGGGAUUGUCCCCAUGGACGUGGAGGCAUCGGAGUCGGAGACCACGGAGCUGAAGGAAUGGAUCGGACCAAUCGUGGGCGAGAGGAUCGCAGCCUCCAAGAACCGGAAGCUGAUCACCACCGUGCUCGAGGCUCGAAACCUAGGUUAG
Clonostachys solani is the source of this 5445-nucleotide messenger RNA. Lineage: Eukaryota; Fungi; Ascomycota; Sordariomycetes; Hypocreales; Bionectriaceae. The record is from the annotation of a GenBank genome assembly.